Ipomoea triloba (trilobed morning glory) is the source of this 3170-nucleotide messenger RNA. RefSeq lists its product as uncharacterized. Gene Ontology annotation, molecular function: protein binding. The coding region runs from base 233 to 2794 and encodes 853 amino acids. The transcript has 10 exons. The record is from RefSeq and is a predicted model, not a curated record. Lineage: Eukaryota; Viridiplantae; Streptophyta; Magnoliopsida; Solanales; Convolvulaceae.
AAAUUGAUUGAGGGUUUUGGAAAAGGAAGGCGAUUUCUAAUUCUAUCUAUUUAUACAUACACAGAGCGACAAAAAAGGCUUCCCUACUACCCUGCGUAUUGAGAGAGAGUGGGAGAGAGAGAGAGAGAGAGACGUGGAAUAGCAAAGCAACUGCACCAGAUCUAAGGGAAUAUAUAUACGAAUACGUAUAUCUCCUCUGGUAGAGAGAGAGAGAGAGAGAGAGAUAGUAAAGAUGAGCGGCAAGGGGAGCCUUAACAAUGGCGGCGGCGGAGUUGGGAUGAUACCGGCAGGGUCCCGGAAGAUGGUGGAGAGCUUGAAGGAGAUAGUGAGCAACUAUUCCGAUUCUGAGAUCUACGCUGUUCUCAAAGAGUGUAAUAUGGACCCUAAUGAAGCCGUCAACAGGCUUCUCUCUCAAGAUCCUUUCCAUGAGGUGAAAAGCAAACGAGAGAAAAGAAAAGAGAAUAAGGAUACCUCUGAACCUCGGUCACGCGGUGGUAGUAGCUCAAGCCGGGGAGGUAGGGGUGGUGCAGACCGAUAUGUUGGUCGUGGCAGCUCAGAGUCUACUUUGCACGGAAAAUUUUCCUCUGCUUCCAAGAAGGAGAAUGGGUCUAGUACAAGUAUGGCUACUGGAAUUGCUGGAAGUAACAUGAAUUUGCGACCUACAGCCACCAGUGGUGUUUUUGCCAGUGAAAAUAAGAAGUUAGUGGCUGUUACAACUGAUCAUAUUUCAUCAGCCCCACAGCCUUCUGCUGGACAUCAACCUGCUUGGGGGGGUGUUCCAGGACAAAUAUCAAUGGCUGAUAUUGUCAAGAUGGGAAGGCCACACAACAAAGCACAAAACUCAACAACUGCAUCUCAGCAAAAUGCCAAUGCCAACCACAAUGAUGGCCGUAGACCUGCAUACCAUGUGUCACAUCAUAACUUUCAGUUUCCAAACGAUCAAGCUUCUAAUGUUUCUGAGGUGCACAUGGAUCAAGGGGUUAGCUCUGCUCAACAUGACUCAAGUAAUGAUGAAUGGCCUUCAAUCGAGCAGCCAUCAGCUUCUGUUCUCCCUUCUAUUUCAGAGCCUCCUGCAGAUCCAGACUCUUCUAACCUAGUUUAUGAUAGAAUUAACCAGCAUCUCCAGGUGGAUGAGGUUCAGGGAACAGAAGAUCAUGGCUUAAGUGUUGGUGCAAGCCAUGUGCCAUCUGGUUCCAUUCCAAACAGAAAGUUUCCGGAGGAUGAUUCUGGAGGUGAAUCUCUAUAUGAAAAUGACAUUGACAUUUAUAGACACAAGGAUCAUGAUCAUUCUUCCAAGCACUGGGAAAGUGAGUUUACAGUUGAUGUGAAUGCUUCAGUUUCAUCGGCUACUGAAAACUUGCAACAACUGUCUAUACACCAGGAUCAAGGUGUGCCACCUGAGGAGGAAGGGCCUUCAGUGGUUAUUCCAGACCACCUACAAGUUCAAAGUGCAGAUUGUUCACACUUGAGCUUUGGUAGCUUUGGCUCUGGAAUCGGUUCAGCUCUUUCUGGUCCUUCGGCAUCUGCUCCAGUGAAAAAUCAUGUAGAAGAGGUGCCUACAGAUGCAGAAGAUCCACCAAUGGGGCACUUGACCACCAGAAGUUCUGAAUACUAUGGUGGUGAGACAAAUCCACCAGAUGGCAAUUUAUUCCAUAGGACUGGAGUAUCUGGGACUUACGAGUCACCUGCUGCUCCGCAACCUGAUCCAUUGAAAGUGGAACACAGUGAAGCUGGCCGUGCAAAUCAAUAUAGCUUUCCCUCAUCUGAACCUGGCUAUAACUAUGAGAAUGCUCAACCGUUGAAUGUGGAAUUUAGUCAACCGCAAACAAGCUCACCGGUUCAGAAUCUUGCACCCUUCAAUGCUAUGGGAUACACAAAUUCGUUACCAAGCAAUUUGUUGGCAGCUAAUGCUCAUGCUCUUAGGGAGUCUGAUAUUUCAUACUCGAUAUUUCCUUCUACACAAGCAAUGCCCUCAAAAUAUGGCAACUCGGUUUCUUCAGUCGGUGGUUCAUCAAUUUCAAUGCCCGAGGCUUUGAAAUCCGGUGGUUUGUCGUCAUCACAGCCGACUCAACAAACCCUUAACGGGACAGGUGUUGCCACAGGACCUGCUUUGCCUCAACACCUUAAUUUACAUCCGUAUUCACAACCGACAGUUCCUUUGGGCCCCUUUACGAACAUGAUUGGCUAUCCUCCUCCUUUUCUGCCUCAGAAUUAUACAUACAUGCCCUCUGCUUUCCAGCAAACAUUUGCCGGUAAUAGUGCUGCUUACCACCAAUCUUUAGCGGCGAUGCUCCCUCAAUACAAGACUAGUGUGUCCGUGAGCAGCUUACCCCAGUCGGCUGGCGUUGCUUCUGGCUAUGGUGCUUUUGGUAAUACGACUGCAAUUCCCGGGAACUUCCAAAUGAAUACCCCUGCCGCUCCUUCGGCUACAUCCUUAGGUUACGAUGAUGCGCCAAUUUCGCAGUACAAGGACAACAGUCAUUUAAUGUCUCUUCAGCAGCAGAGCGAGAAUUCAGCUACGUGGCUCCACGGACCCGGUUCCCGGACAAUGUCGGCUGUUCCUGCCAACACGUACUACAAUUAUCAGGGACAACAUCAACAACCCGGUGGUUUCCGGCAAGGGCAACAACCGUCACAAAACUACGGGUCUUUGAACUACAACCCCAACUUCUACCACUCCCAUACUGGAAUCUCGCUGGAUCAUCAACAGCAAAACCCGAGAGACGGGUCGUUGGGUGGCGCUCAAGGACAGCCAAAGCAGUCGCAACAGCAGAUAUGGCAAAACAACUACUAAUCUUACCGCCUCCUGGCGUUUUUCAGGGUGUGAAAGUGGCCUGUUCAAGCUGUUGCCCUUACCGCAAUAAUUUGAAUUCGAUAUGAGAUAUGUCCCAAAGGGGACUUGACUGGUUACUGCCCUAUGAUGCCCCGAGGUUGUACUUUACAUGUUUAUCAGUUAGUGUAACGUAGGACAGUGCAAGCUAACUUAGUGUUGGUGGACACAAAUCUCUUUUUUUUUACUAUUUUACUUAAUUUUUUUCUUUUCUCUCUUUCAAUGUUAUAGUCCUCUCUCUCUCAUUUGGGAAUUAUGCUUUGCUCUUUUACUAUUGUAUGUACUAGUGUGAUUGAUUGCCUUUUGAUUGCUAACCAAUAUUAACUCCUUUGCCACUUUA